Dipodomys spectabilis (banner-tailed kangaroo rat) is the source of this 3209-nucleotide messenger RNA. RefSeq names its product glutamate-cysteine ligase catalytic subunit (gene Gclc). Gene Ontology annotation, cellular component: glutamate-cysteine ligase complex. Gene Ontology annotation, molecular function: glutamate-cysteine ligase activity. The transcript is spliced from 16 exons. Gene Ontology annotation, biological process: glutathione biosynthetic process. Bases 32 to 1954 code for a protein of 640 amino acids. NCBI's taxonomy places the organism in Eukaryota, Metazoa, Chordata, Mammalia, Rodentia, Heteromyidae. The record is from RefSeq and is a predicted model, not a curated record.
CCCGCGGCCCCGAGCGGAGGGCCGGGCGGCCAUGGGGCUGCUGGCCCAGGGGUCGCCGCUCAGCUGGGAGGACACCAAGCGCCACGCCGACCACGUGCGGCGGCACGGGAUCCUGCAGUUCCUGCACAUCUACCACGCCGUGAAGGACCGGCACAAGGACGUGCUCAAGUGGGGCGACGAGGUGGAAUACAUGUUGGUAUCUUUUGAUCAUGAAAAUAAAAAAGUGCAGUUGGUCCUGUCUGGAGAAGAUGUUCUUGAAACUCUGCAAGAGAAAGGGGAAAGGACAAAUCCGAACCACCCUACCCUCUGGCGGCCGGAGUACGGUAGCUACAUGAUCGAGGGGACUCCGGGACAGCCCUACGGGGGGACCAUGUCCGAGUUCAACACAGUCCAGGACAACAUGCGGCAGCGGCGGCAGGAGGCCACUUCAGUGCUGGGAGAGAGCCAGGCCUUGUGCACAAUCACGUCCUUCCCCAGAUUAGGCUGCCCUGGGUUCACGCUGCCUGAGUACAAACCCAACCCUGUGGAAGGCGGCGCCUCCAAGUCCCUCUUCUUCCCGGAUGAAGCAAUAAACAAGCACCCCCGCUUCAGUACCCUAACAAGAAAUAUCCGGCACAGGAGAGGAGAAAAGGUUGUCAUCAAUGUACCAAUAUUUAAGGACAAGAACACCCCAUCUCCAUUCGUGGAGGCGUUUGCUGACGAGGAGGCUGCCCAGGCGGCCCAGCCCGACCACAUCUACAUGGAUGCCAUGGGGUUUGGGAUGGGCAACUGCUGCCUUCAGGUGACAUUCCAAGCCUGCAGCAUAUCUGAGGCCAGAUACCUUUAUGAUCAGUUGGCCACUAUCUGCCCAAUUGUCAUGGCCCUGAGUGCUGCUUCUCCGUUUUACCGAGGCUACGUGUCGGAUAUCGACUGCCGCUGGGGGGUCAUCUCUGCUUCUGUGGACGACCGGACCCGGGAGGAGCGAGGACUGGAGCCACUGAAGACCAGUAACUAUAGGAUCAGUAAGUCGCGGUACGAUUCCAUAGACAGCUACUUGUCCAAGUGUGGGGAGAAGUACAACGACAUCGACCUGACCAUAGACAAGGAGAUCUACGAGCAGCUCCUCAAGGAAGGCAUCGAUCACCUCCUGGCCCAGCAUGUUGCCCACCUCUUCAUCAGAGACCCGCUGACCCUGUUUGAAGAGAAGAUACACAUGGAUGAUGCCAACGAGUCCGACCACUUCGAGAAUAUUCAGUCCACAAACUGGCAGACGAUGAGAUUUAAGCCUCCUCCUCCAAACUCGGAUAUCGGCUGGAGAGUGGAAUUCCGGCCCAUGGAGGUGCAGUUAACAGACUUUGAGAACUCAGCUUAUGUGGUGUUUGUGGUGCUGCUCACCAGGGUGAUCCUAUCUUACAAGCUGGACUUCCUCAUUCCUCUGUCCAAGGUUGACGAAAACAUGAAAACAGCGCAGAGGCGAGAUGCCGUCUUACAAGGCAUGUUUUAUUUCCGGAAAGACAUUUGCAAAGCAGGCGGCCACGCCGUGGUGGACGGCUGUGGCAAGGCACAGAGCAGCGCGGAGCUGGCAGCCGAGGAGUACGGCCUCAUGAGCAUCGACACCAUCAUCAACGGGAAGGAAGGCGUGUUCCCCGGCCUCAUCCCCAUCCUCAACUCCUACCUGGAGAACAUGGAAGUGGACGUGGACACCAGAUGUAGCAUUCUCAACUACCUAAAGCUAAUCAAGAAGAGAGCAUCGGGACAACUGAUGACUGUCGCCCGAUGGAUGAGAGAGUUCAUCGCAAACCAUCCUGACUACAAGCAGGACAGCGUGGUAACGGACGCCAUGAACUACAGUCUCCUCGUGAAAUGUAACCAAAUUGCCAACGAACAGUGCGAAUGCCCAGAGCUGCUGGGCUCAGCUUUCAGGAGGAGAGCGAAGGACGACGCAAGUAAAGCCGACUCCGACUCCUCCAAGUAGCCCUCUGCGGAAGAGCCUCGCCUUCCGGGGGCCGGAGGCCAAGUGCCCUUCUGAGGCUCGGCCUGCGUUCAGGUGUUGAAGACCAAACAAGAGCCCUGCUGUGUUGCCUGGCCUGGCCCCGUGGGCCGGAGGCCUCCUUCAGUAGGCAUGUAGUUUCUACGUGUACGUGUAUAUAGUAAAGUAUUUUUAUGAUUAGCAAUGUAUUUUAAUAACCCUGUCUCGGAAGUCAUUGUGGACCGACCUGUACAUUUGGAUCUCGGGCUCGGGAAGCGCUCCCGUCACCGCAGCUUUGUCAGCGUCCUGUGUGCUAACCGUGCAGUGCUGGCAUUCCAGAGUUGAAAGUGUUUACUGUAAAAGUUCCUUCGGAGACUACCUGCACCUGAUUCACUGAAUGUAUCGCUUUAUCUCAGUAACACUUCCUGUUAGUAUCGCUUUUUCUUGGUAACACUUCCUCCUGUUAGUGUAUGUUGAAGACAUAAAGUCCUGAGGUACCCUGCAGCUCUCCUGGGGUAACCUUGGAUUCCUGGCCUCUCUGGCACGUUUUUCUUGGCCAUAGACUAGCUGGCCUCUUGGUCACCCUGCCCAGGCUUUGACCUAUGAAGAAAAACCCACUUCACUCUGGCCACCAUACAAGGAACUUUGCUUCUUUCUUUAAAUGUGCUGAUUCACUUACUGUGUCUGAUUCUGUAGGAAGGAAAGAGAAUCUUAACCCAGAGUUGCAGGGAGGGGCUGAUUUUGUUUUAGUUUUGCUUUUCACCAAAAAAGGCGGGGAGAUCACUGAGACCUGCUCACAGCAGCCUGGGCGGGGAGAUCACAGACCGCUGUGAGCCGCGGCCUGGGCUCUGCUCUGUGGCCCGUUCUGGUUGCUGCUGUGUAAUUACAAUUUCAAAUCCCAUGCAGCGGCCGCAGUUGGGCUGCUUUACUCAUUCUAGCUCCCAGAAAGUGCACCGCCCAACCAGCAUGUAAGAGCUGCUGGCUCCAGACUUCUCUGGAAACACAUGCUCUCUGCUUACCUUCGUGAAACUCGCCAGAAAUCAUGAAAUGCACUAAGUUUUGUGAAUCAGGACCCUAAAUGUUUCACUGUAAAUAAUUUCGGUUCCAGAUAAUCCUUACAGCUUUGUGUUGACGUUUUGGUUUUUUAUUUUUAGUUAAAUGUCCUAACUGCUUCUGAAACAGCUGUGUUAUAGAUUAUGCAUAAAUAUUUAACUGUGAUGCUGAUUUUAACAGAUUGCAAUAAAGCUGCUGCAGCCACGUC